CGAAGGUAGGAGAUUAACACGCUCAGCGUAUUUCUGCAAUUGCCGCGUAUUAUCUGGUUAAUUUCUGGAGUGGGAAUGCAAGAAGUGGAAGAUUCUUGCGAGAAACAUUUUUUUUUUUUUUGAUAAUCGAGUAAUCUUGAGAAGCAUAGUGUGAUGAAUCUGUUUGAACCAGAAGUGUUUGUUGUCUGAGAUAUUGGCAUCUUAUAAUAUUUAACUCUCGACACAGAUCUUCCAUUCGCAUAGAACUUGGUCUCUGCCUACCAACUCGCAUCCGAAUCGGUUUUUCCAAGUCAAUCUCGACCGAGAUCUAACAAAAGUAUCCAUCGAAGAAGACCCGUUCGAUCUGUGUCACACACACAUCUUGACCCCGGCAAAAGCAGCUGAAGCGUCCGAGUCGACGGACUUGAAAUGUUGAAGUUUCCUCUUAUAUGUGCACUGAUAUUUUGCAGUUUUCGCGAUGUUUCUGGGACUCCAUUCGACGAUGUGGAGGCCUAUGUGGACAAGUUCGAGAAGGGCAUAGAAGAGUUAUUGACACUAUCCCCACAAUAUGCCCCCCAAGCGGUCUUAGCAGAUAGAGCACAGUACAAUUUGACAGAAUCUACAGGAGAAACGGAAGAAUACGAUUUCAUAAUCAUUGGCGCAGGAGCGGCAGGGGCAGUGGUAGCGAAUCGCCUUUCAGAAAUACCAGAAUGGAAAAUUCUCCUCUUGGAAGCUGGAGGUUAUGAAGAUGAAAUCACAAGGAUUCCAUAUUACGCCUUAGAUUUACUUGGUACCAAGUACAACUGGGGAUACAAAACAAUUCCCCAGAAAAAAUGGUGUUUGGGUCAAACCGACAAGAGAUGCGUCAUAGAAAUGGGAAAAGCCAUAGGGGGCUCCACCGUCAUCAACGGUCUGCUCUACACUCGAGGAAAUUCCAGAGACUACGACAAAUGGGCAGAUCUGGGCAACAAAGGUUGGUGUUUCAACGACGUUUUCCCAUACUUCAAGAAAGUGGAAGACGCACAUCUCAACAACUUCGACAGAAAAUACCAUAGGUACGGAGGAAAGAUACACGUGGAAAAUUCUCAGGACAGAUCCAUCCUCACGGAAGGAGUUCUGAGAGCCGCCUAUGAACUCCACAUACCUUUUGUGGACUAUAAUGGAAAAGAACAGUUGGGCAUAGGGUUCUCUCAGGGUACUACCAAAAACGGAAAAAGAUGGAGCUCUGCCAAAGGUUACUUAGAAGAGACCAAGAACAGACCAAAUUUGGUAGUGAAACCUUUCAGUUUGGUAACCAAGAUAUUGAUCAAUCCACAAACUAAGGAAGCAUAUGGAGUCAAGUUCAUCAACAAAGAAAAAUUGCACGUCGCUAAGGCUACGAAAGAAGUGAUUGUGUCAGCAGGUGCCCUGAACACCCCACAACUUCUCCAGCUGUCUGGAAUAGGACCAAAAGAACAACUGAAAAAACUGAAGAUCGAUCCCUUAUCCGACCUCAUGGUGGGAACCCCACUAAGAACCCAUUUAGGCUUUCCCGGCUUGAAAUUCAUAUUUAAUAACACCAAGGCUGUACGGAGAAACGACCGCGAAGAUCUGAUCAACUACCUGAAGAACGGCAAAGGGCCUCUCGCUGCUAUUUUCACAGACCUUGUGGCCUAUCUGAAAACAGACGUGAGCAAGGACAAGGGAAACUAUCCAGACGUCGAGGUCCUUUUCGUUCCCUACGUCGAAGAAUUCCAGAACCAAGAUGAAAGAUCUGAUAAGGAGGUGAUAGGAGUUCACGCCAUCUCUAUCACAAUAGUGCUGAUGCGUCCAAAAUCUUAUGGAAGUAUCCAACUGGCCGAUGGAAACAUCAUGACGCCACCGCUUAUCGAUCUCAACCAUCUUGCUGACAAAGAAGAUUUCGAUAUCGAGACCCUGCUGUCUGGUGUCAGGCAGGUACAGAAAUUCGUCAAGACGCCAAGUUUCAAGAAGCUGGGAGCUUACAUCGAGCCUUCCAUAGUUCAAGAUUGUCGAGGUUUUGACUAUGAUUCCGAUUCGUAUUGGAAAUGUGCCAUAAGACAUCAAUCGUACUCUCUGCGUCACCCAACGGGUACAGCCAAAAUGGGACCUCCUCAAGACAAGGAGGCAGUCGUAAAUAAUCAGUUACAGGUAUACGGUAUCAACAAUUUGAGGGUAGUGGAUAACAGUGUAGUACCAGUUUCAAUCACAGGGCAUAUGAUGGCACCAGCGUACAUGAUUGGAGAGAAGGCGUCGGAUAUGAUAAAAGAAUAUUGGAGUUGGCGGGUUUAGUAUUUUGAAUUGGUGUAAAUAAAGUGUCGAAAAAAAAUUUACAAUAUACAAUAAUAUUAUAAAUGAGACAAGCAUUAUGAUAAAUCGUUAUUUGCCAAACUGAACUGAAGACAAAAUUUAAUGCAGCAUUUCAUUUAUUUAUAAUCAUGUUUGGUAUGGAAAACUGUUCGAGUUGAGAACAAAAUACAUGCCUUCUGUUUUUUCUUGAACUCAACUCUCUGAAUAACAAAUCACAACUGUCCUGAAUGUUCCUUACAACUUGGUAACAUAUACCAUACACUAUUUCAUUUCGGAAUAUUUAUACCUAUUUCUAUCGAAUUUAAGGCUUAAAGGCAGGUUUCUGAAAGGCCAAUCAACGUAAAAUUCAACUCAACACCUGUCAAUUCUAUGGUCCAGCGUCCUUUUUAUUUGAACAUUCUGACAGUUAACACUGUGGUCAAAUAUUAAACGUAAAUUGUAGGUCAAGCGUUAUUUUGAGGUUCUGAACCGCAUUUUAAUUUGUCUCUCCAAGUUAAAAGCUCCAGAUAACAUAGAAAAGUUAAUUUUACACUAUACAAGAUUUCAGAAACUCAAAUUGAUCGCUGUGAAGUUGAAUGUUGUAUUAGUUGAACAAAGAUUUGAUCAGUCUUUUAAAAACCGGGGAUAAUUUUAAAGGAUAUAAAAUGUUAACCAUACCUUGUACUUGUUACUACAAAUUUUUUGUUCAAUAAGAGAAUACAAAUAAGACUGUCCAUUUAUAAGUAUAAGAAACACUAGAGUUUUUAUUAAAA
Messenger RNA from Harmonia axyridis, 3038 nucleotides. Its product is annotated as glucose dehydrogenase [FAD, quinone]-like. Gene Ontology annotation, molecular function: oxidoreductase activity, acting on CH-OH group of donors; flavin adenine dinucleotide binding. Bases 409 to 2268 code for a protein of 619 amino acids. NCBI's taxonomy places the organism in Eukaryota, Metazoa, Arthropoda, Insecta, Coleoptera, Coccinellidae. The record is from RefSeq and is a predicted model, not a curated record. The transcript is spliced from 5 exons.